Messenger RNA from Aspergillus wentii DTO 134E9, 1353 nucleotides. Its product is annotated as putative DNA repair protein rad9. Gene Ontology annotation, cellular component: checkpoint clamp complex. Lineage: Eukaryota; Fungi; Ascomycota; Eurotiomycetes; Eurotiales; Aspergillaceae. The record is from RefSeq and is a predicted model, not a curated record. The transcript is spliced from 7 exons. Gene Ontology annotation, biological process: DNA repair; DNA replication checkpoint signaling; mitotic intra-S DNA damage checkpoint signaling. Bases 1 to 1353 code for a protein of 450 amino acids.
AUGACUACCUUACUGGUUUCCCUCUCCCCAGAUGCCUUGGUCCGGCUACAUGAUGCUUUAAUAUGUCUGGCCAAAUUCGAUGAAAGUGUCUCUAUUGAAGCUGAAUAUGACCUGCUUCGUCUGAGUGCCCUCAAUUUAACCAAGACUGCAUACUCUGCGUUUGUUUUUGAGGCAGACAAAUUUUUUGAAAACUACUCUUUUGAAAUGAACAAUCCCCCAAGAGGUAGUCGCCCGGAUAGAUUCUGCUGUCAGAUACUCUUAAAGGCCUUGCUAUCGGUUUUUAAGGGAAGAACCAGUGAAAAAGACAAAGAUACAGCCGUGGAGCGCUGUGAGCUGGAGAUACAUGAAGAUGAUGAGCAGACUGAAUGCAGACUCGCGAUCAGGAUGAUAUGUGGACUUGGCGUCAUCAAGUCUUACAAGCUUACUUACGAAGCCGCUACUGUUCAGCAUGCAAUUUUUGACCGAACGAGAACAACAAACCAGUGGAGUAUCGAGUCCAGGUUUCUGAAAGAAAUCACAGACCACUUCAGCGCAUCAGCUGAGUUGCUGGACAUCUAUUCCGAGGGUGACAAGGCUAUCUUUACAAGUUUUACCACAAAGAUCACCGAUGGAAAGGAGAUUCUCAAGCAGCCUAUCCACACUUCGGUCGCCAUCGACAAAAGAGAUUUUGACGAUUUCUUAGCUGGAGACAAUCUUCAUGUCGCUAUAAACCUCAAAGAUUUCAAGGCGGUGAUAGCACACGCUGAUACGGUAAAUGCGAGAAUCACUGCUCGAUAUACCGUUCCAUGUCGUCCCAUGCAGCUAGCAUAUGACUUUGAAGGCGUAAGGACGGAAUAUACCCUGAUGACAAGAGGCGAAUCCGACAAUAAUACCCCGAACUCCUCACGACCCACCAUUCCACAGCUAUCCGCGAGACAAACUCCAGCUCCCGUUUCAGCACGUGUCAGCCAGGCCAACACUAGUACCAGUUCGAACUCCAGACAGAUGCCUCCUCCCCGCAGCCGAUCCGCUCGCCCACUCACUGGGACGCCGGCUGUUCGUGUUCCAGAAACAAAUGUUGAGCCGCAGCAACCCCCGGCGGCAUCGAUCAACUUUGAUAGCCUCUUUGUUCCAGCGGAUGAUGACGGACAAUGGGAUGUGCCAAAUGACGAGGAAGAGGCCGAAGACAUGCUCGGAUGGGACGCAACUGCUGAUCAGGAAACAUUCAAUGCAAGUCUUGGGCCACGUCUCAGAGACACCGAGCCCAGUGUGUCGUCUCGUAGUAGAAACGAACAAAACAAUGACGACCAAGAUAUGGGACUUCCACCCACGCAGCGCAUGUCACAGAUUCAAGGCCUUGGUCUUUUCGACUGA